Trematomus bernacchii (emerald rockcod) is the source of this 1059-nucleotide messenger RNA. RefSeq lists its product as uncharacterized. Gene Ontology annotation, molecular function: DNA-binding transcription factor activity, RNA polymerase II-specific; RNA polymerase II cis-regulatory region sequence-specific DNA binding. Bases 13 to 1059 code for a protein of 348 amino acids. The transcript is spliced from 2 exons. Lineage: Eukaryota; Metazoa; Chordata; Actinopteri; Perciformes; Nototheniidae. The record is from RefSeq and is a predicted model, not a curated record. Gene Ontology annotation, biological process: regulation of transcription by RNA polymerase II.
AGUUCUGCAAAUAUGAUGUCCAUGAACAGCAAGCAGCCUUUCAGUAUGCACCCCAUCCUCCACGAGCCCAAAUACAACCCUCUGCACAGCAGCUCCGAGGCCAUCCGCAGGGCCUGCCUGCCCGGACAAUCGCUGCAGGGCAACAUCUUCGCCGGCUUCGAUGAGACUCUGCUGCAGAGAGCCGAGGCUCUGGCCGCGGUGGACAUCGUGGCCCAGAAGAGCCACCCGUUCAAACCAGACGCCACCUACCACACCAUGACCACCAUGACCAGCAUGGCCUGCACCCCCAAUUCCUCCUCCGGGCACCUGCACCACCCCUCCGUGCUCAGCUCGCACCACCACCCGGGGCACCACCAGUCCGCGCAGGUUCUGGAUGGAGACCUGCUGGACCACCUCACACCGGGGAUCUCCCUGGGAGGCAUGUCCGGCACUGACGUCUGCUCCUCGGCCUCGCACCAAGCGCACGCCGCUCACAUGUCGGCCAUCAACCAGCACAUGCAGCACCACCACCACCAGCAGUCCAUGAACAUGCACCAGCACGCGCUGUCCCACAGCUCCCUGGGGUCCGGCGGCUUAGAUUCAGAGCCAGACCCCCGGGAGCUGGAGUCUUUCGCCGAGAGGUUCAAACAAAGGCGGAUCAAACUCGGGGUGACGCAGGCAGACGUGGGCUCCGCGCUCGCAAACCUUAAGAUCCCCGGGGUGGGGUGUCUGAGCCAGAGCACCAUCUGCAGGUUCGAGUCCCUGACGCUGUCGCACAACAACAUGGUGGCCCUGAAGCCCAUCUUGGAGGCCUGGCUGGAGGAGGCGGAGCGGGCGCAGAGGGAGAAGAUGAACAAGCCGGAGAUAUUCAGCAGUGGGGAUAAGAAGAGGAAAAGAACGUCAAUUGCAGCCCCGGAAAAGCGUUCCUUGGAGGCUUAUUUCGCCGUGCAGCCGAGGCCCUCGUCGGAGAAAAUCGCAGCCAUCGCGGAGAAGCUGGACCUGAAGAAGAACGUGGUCCGGGUUUGGUUUUGCAAUCAGAGGCAAAAGCAGAAACGAAUGAAGUUUUCUGCGACGCACUAG